Aspergillus welwitschiae is the source of this 440-nucleotide messenger RNA. RefSeq lists its product as uncharacterized. The record is from RefSeq and is a predicted model, not a curated record. Bases 4 to 327 code for a protein of 107 amino acids. Lineage: Eukaryota; Fungi; Ascomycota; Eurotiomycetes; Eurotiales; Aspergillaceae. The transcript has a single exon.
GGCAUGUUGGGAUUGAAGAUGGAUGUACUUAUGUAUGCAAGUGUGUCCAGAUUUAGUUCUCUCCGCGCGCGGUGCGAUUGCAGGCGGCGAGGAGCAGCGAUGGGGCCGCACGGCGCGAGGCCUAGGCAGCCCUCACAUGAUCGAUUCUUCAUGCAGGACAAUGUAACUUUACAUGGCGGGUGCAGGUACGGGGGGCCCUGUUGGUAUGGUAUGUAUGUAUGUAUGGUAUGUUUGGGGUCUCGGUUACCGUAUGUAUGGUAUUUCCCUUACCCUCACCCAGCAGGAAAGUUACAUAUUAACUACUAUCAAGUACCUUUACCAGGUUGAGGAGACUCUGAACAAAGAGAGAAAGAGGGAGAACGAGAGAGACUAACAGACUGUGUAUGCAAGUGUUUGAGCAAUCCCACUCAUGUGGCGACUGGGGGAGACCACUUACAGCC